GUCGCUUCGUUACGUUUACAUUUGUUCCCGACGUCGCGUUGUAUGAGGUGCGAAGCCAUUACCCUCGUCCGCUAAAGCCAUCGUGCCAUAUUCCCACUCGCGCCCUGAAAUUGACCGCGUUCUCGUAGUUUUAAGUGAAAUAUUAUGAGAGUGAAGACCGAAAUGGAUGACGACGAAAAGGGAAAAUUAUUUGUUGGUGGGUUAUCAUGGGAAACAACCCAAGAAAAUCUCCAACGAUACUUCGGCCGCUAUGGCGAAGUUAUUGAUUGCGUCGUUAUGAAAAACAGCGAGUCUGGGCGUAGUCGUGGUUUUGGAUUUGUAACAUUCAGUGAUCCUGCGAAUGUUUCUUUAGUCCUUCAAAAUGGUCCUCAUCAGCUUGAUGGACGUACGAUUGAUCCAAAACCAUGUAAUCCGCGCACUCUUCAAAAGCCCAAGCGUAGUGGUGGCUUCCCGAAAGUCUUUCUUGGUGGCUUGCCAAGUAAUGUGACGGAGACUGACUUAAGAUCUUAUUUCACUCGCUUUGGUAAAGUCAUGGAAGUAGUCAUAAUGUAUGAUCAAGAGAAGAAAAAAUCAAGGGGAUUCGGCUUUCUAAGCUUUGAGGAUGAAGAAGCUGUGGAUCGAUGUGUCGCGGAACAUUUUGUCAACCUGAAUGGAAAGCAGGUUGAGAUUAAAAGGGCCGAACCGCGCGACUCGUCGAGCAAAAUGAACGAUAGUCAUCAGGGUCAAUGGGGUCCACCUCAACAAGGUGGUCCGCCGAUGGGAAUGGCCGGAAAUAUGGGACCUAUGGGAGGACCGAACGGACAAAUGGGUGGACCUAUGAUGGGAGGACCUAUGGGUCCGCCUGGUAAUAUGAUGCAACAAUACCAGGGUUGGGGUACUAGUCCUCAAACUGGUGGAUAUGCAGGAUACAGCACCCAAUAUAAUGCUCAGGGCUGGGGUGCACCACCAGGACCGCCGCAACAGCAGCAGAUUCCGCCGCCGCCUCCACACCAAUGGGGUAGCAGCUAUAAUGUUCAACCAGCUGCAGCUACUCAGGGCUAUGGAAGUUAUGGUGGGCCGGCGGCGGCCGCUUCAGGGGGCUACGGGCCCACGGCGGGUACUGGCGGGGCUGCGGGAGGCGGGCCUGGGGGCUCUUGGAGCUCCUGGAACAUGCCACAGAAUGGGCCUCCUCCUGGGACCCAGCCCCCACCCCAGCCCCCUCAGCCCAACUCCUCGCAGCCCAACUCCAACUCGAACCCCUCUGGCCCGCAGGGUGACAUGUAUUCGCGCCAAAAUACUGGUUCAGGUGCGCCAGGAUCCAGCAGCAGUUCAGCUAAGACUCCUGAUUAUACUGGGUACUCUGCGUACAGUAAUUAUGCUGAUACUUCUUAUCCUCAGCGUUCGUAUCAGGGAGGAGAAAAUAGCCAAGAUGCACGGAAAUGGCCAUAUGGAUAAUCCAAUCCAAUUUGUUCAAGAAUCGCGGCCUGUUACAACAUACUUGUGGACAGAGUACAGACAUGUAAUGCAGUUUUGAUCACAGACAAGUUGACAAUGACAUAUAACGAAGUUUUGGACAAAACAUAUGAAAAUGUGCAUUUGUAUUAUCAUUAUGUAUUAAGUAAGACUAAGGGCGCAAAUUGAUAUUCGCGAGUUUAAACAAUUAAAAUAAUUAAUUUUUAAAAUAAUUAAAAUAAUGAAUUUUCGAGACGUUUUGAUUAUUAUUUCUCAACUUCUUAUUUUGGACGCAAACGUUCGACAAAUUUGUUUGGAUAAGAGAAUCGUUUACACUCGUGAACAUUGUACUGGUCUUACUUCGUAUUAAUUUUUAAAUUAAUAUGUCAACAAAUAUCAUGUUAUUAUCGACGAUACGAUUAUCAUGUAAGUUUCCGAGGCGUCUGCUCGGUAUAUUUAUUUAUAAAUAAAUUCUUCAAGCCUUUUAAUUAUUAUAUUUAAUUAUUUUUUAAUUUUGGCCGCAAAAAUUUAUAUAGUUGCCGACUAUUUAUCUAGCUCGCUAAUAAUAUGUCGAACCUUUUGCAUUUAACGAGAGUUCUCUUGUGAUUCGGACGCGACGCAAAUGUGACACCCAUAAUGAAUCGAACACACACAUACACACAUACAUACAUAUACGUCGUAGACGCUUUUAAAGUAGCGCAUACACGUAAAGAUUUAUAUAGAAGCGAGCGCUUGGAAAAUUUUGUCGAUUAGAGUAUCGCAUUUUAUUCCUCUACGUCGGAAGGUGUUCGCCAUUAUUAACAUCAUUUACUAAGCAAACCACGGCAAUUAUACAGGUGCCGAUAAAUAGUAUUUACGAGUCUGUAUGCGCAUGUACUAACUAGAUAACUGUUUGUAUUUUAACAAGUAACAUUUAAAUUUAAUGUUUGAUGUUUCAUCCACUUCGCAUUAUACUUGUGUGCAUAAACGUAGGAGAACAGCUGUUGAGGCAACUGUGUUAAUAUUGAUAGUCUAAUGGGUUUAGGAUGGAUUGGUGGUUGGAACGUAUUUUUGGAUAUUGUGAUACGUUAACUUCUUUUUGUUCAUUAUAAUUUAAUUCAUCGCGAAUGACACAUUUGGUGAGUAGAAUUGUAAAAUUAAAAUUGUUAAAAUAUUAAUUAAAACGUCGAAAAACUUACAAUUUACUGAUCAUUGUGGGAAUUAUAAGAUAAUGGAAAUUAUUACUUCUGAAAAAUAUUACAAAUAUUUAAUCUGAUUAAUCUGAAUGUAGAUCAUAUGGGUUUAAAGAUCGGAAUUUUUUUCGUUUUUAUUCUAUAAUAUAAUAUAUCAUCCAAAUUUUACUCGCCAGAGUUGCUCGAAAAAUUUAUCAAUCAAAGCGAAUGUUGGGUAGAGAGUUGAUAUCAAAACGGUUUGCAUUUUCAAUUCUGGGAUUCAAUUAUCGACUAUGGCGCGCGGUAGUUAUUGAAUCGAGAUUGAGUUCAUGUUUUGCUCAUUUCAGAAUUUCGGUUUUGUCGGAACGGACGCGAGAGGUUACAAAUCGAUUGUUCGUAAAGCUGAGAAUUAAGCUACUUUUAAUUUGCGCAUUUCGUCAGCAUAGUUAUUACGUUGGUUUCAUCCAAAUAUAUAAUUUCGCAGAGUGAAAUACGUCCAACGACCACUGCCCUCCGCGGAGACACAAGAGCGACAGCCCUUUUCGUGUCUGGCGAUGCCCCUGUGAACAGGAGCAGCCGGUCGAAGGGUCGCCGCAAAGUAUAAUACGAUACAAACGAGUUAGCGUAUUUUAUCGAGCUAAAUAAAAAAAAAAGAAAAAUAACAAUCGCGCGUCUGCUGUUUCUCCUUGCGAGCCGUGUGCACGCGUACUUGCGCGUUUCAGCUCGAUUUGGAAAUAUUGCCGUGACACUUAGGCUUAGGAUUAAAAAGCGGAAAAACAAAACCUUAUUAAAAGAUAAAAGAAGUGUCAAAGUACUGCUACAAUUAUCAUUAAUUAACUAUUAACUAUUAACGCGUUAGUAUCACUUAAAACGAAAGAUUAGAGGGGAGGGGGAGGAAGCGAGAAAGAGAGAGAGAUAAAUAGAGGCGAAAACUACUGUUGUUAUUAAUUUCUAUUUGUAAUUAAUUAAUUAUCAUCACCCAUGGCUUUACUAUUUUCUUGAUAAAGUACUAUAUCGACAGCUUCUCGAGGCUACGGAGCAAUGAGGGCGUGUGAGAAAGAGCGUAGCUUAAAUUAGUAAGGGGAGCAUGUUUAAACGUUAAUUAAGAGCGACGAUUGGGAGUGAGAGCUUAAUUGGUGUUAUGGUCCUGUAAGAAUUCUGUGCGGCCGAAUGCUGCUUGGGUGUGCAUGCGUGGUGAAAAAACGGGCGCAGCAAAAACCUGGAACUCGGAUAGAGAUAUAUAAAUAGACAUAUAUAAGUCGACCUGGAAAGACUGGGAAUUAAUUAAAUCACAUCCUCGGAGUAGAGUUAAUUAGGAAGGCUGGCUGUAAAGUCAAACGACUGUUCGCGUUUAUUGUUACUAAUAGUUAAUGGGCUAUCUCUAACGUCUUACGGUCUAGUUUAUUCGAUAAAUGAACAAAAAAAAAGAAGUUAUUUAAUAAACUCGUUACCUCCGCCUAAGGAUGAUAGCUGUUACGAAAAAUCGUAAGGUUUAGCUGAGUAAGGCCGAAAUCGCAUUAAAUAAUAUGAGGAUAGAAAGUACACACCGAAAGUGCUACACACAGAUCUCUUUUUCUUAACGCGAAAUAGUUUACGGAGGGAAGAUAAGUGCGAACAAAAUUUUCCGUUUAUCUGAUAUCAGCAAUUCUCCCUUUUAUCAACUUGAUUUCAUUCUACCUCGAGCGCGGAUUAUCGAUAUUGCAUCACGUCGCGAAUGAUGACGACUCUAACUAAACUUCACUUAGCUAAUGAUGUCUGAGUAAACAAAAAUUAGUAUUCGCAAUUAAUUAUUGAAGGAAGCUGAAAAUAAAUUACUCGAACAAUGCGCGAGACCAAGUCGACGGCUUAUUUUCGUUCUCUUUUACUACAUCGAUACGAAUAUUUACUUCGUGCUUCGAUGACAUGAUUAGUGGACUCCUUUAAAACGUGUCUUAAAAUUACGACGAUACAGUCGUCGUGUGCCCCUUCUCGGAGGGUGCAACGGCGUCGGAAAAAGGCGGACGGGGUGAAAGACGAAUGAAUGUGAAAAACUUGGGCAAGACGUCGUAGCGGUAAAUCGAUAUAAUUAUUGAUUAAGAGAUAAGUUAUGUACAAAUGUAUUAUAAAUUAACAAUUAUCUCCAGAGUACCUUAACGCAGAAAAGAAAAAAAGUAAUUAAUGAAAAACUCACUUGACUCGUUUUAAUUAUCGUAAACACAUUAUAUAUAUAGAAACUCGUUUACUCCGCUUCUUUCGACGGGCGGGGACGAGAGCGGAAGGAUUAUGAGCGCAUAUAGGAUCAAUAAUUAAGGUAUCGAUUAUUGUCUAAUUAAUUAAUUAAACAAGUAACUCUCGAAAUAAGGCCGUUGUAGACAAAUAUUAAAAUAGGAAAAGUGAAAUAUUUUUAAUGAAACCAACAAAUGCCAACUAUUGUGUUCUCGUGAGAAUCAUAAUUAUUCCGUAAUUCUUAAGUAAAAAGAAAAAGGAAAGCGUAUCUAAGUCGUUGAUUAUAUAAGUCGUUGUAAUUUAAUUCUUUUGUUAGAAAGCAAGACGAUGGGAGAAAGUAAAAUUGGAUAUGAUAAAUCAUAUCCUAGGACGAGACGUACGUGACUAAGGCGAAUGGAACGUGCGCAUGAAGUGAGAGAAUGAGAUUGCAUGUUAAUUAAUUGAUAAAAGUGGUAAUCGAGCGACUGAUAAUGGACGUUGGAGGAAUCGAAUACCCUCGUAUUUUUUUAACCGGUCUGGUAUAUACAUUAAAGUUUAUUAAAAAAUUAUUUAAGCCGAAUAAUUUAUUGGAAUUCAGUGAUAUUGCUAAUUUUAGUAACCGCUUGAAAAAUUGAGUAGUUUUUUUCUGGUAAAAAGAAUUACGAAUCGAAGUCAAGCUUGUGCUAAUAUUAUUUGCGAUUUAAGACGAUGAGAGUAUAAGUGCGAGAAUGAUAAGAUCACGAAAAGAGUCUGAAAGAUUUUGGGAAGAAAGACGAAUAGAUAUUCGAUUCCUCAACGGGUAAGACGGUGUGAAAAGCUUGUGUGCGAUUAUGAACGUAAUGAGUGUGAUUUGGGGACAACGAGUGAGGACGUAAAUAUCUGAGGUUAACAACCAAACGGCAGAUACAUACAUACAUACACAUAUUUAGAGUGACAUUUACAGACACAUUUUAGUAAUACAGGAGUGUAGAUCGUACGGGGUACAAGUUGGCGCGCGACCAUCGCGCGUCGAAUCAGGUUUAAGAUUUGCCAAAUCUUAUUAAAUAAAAAACCACGCGAAACAGUAAAGUUUACUAAGCUGCACUACGCAUAGCAUGUAGGGAGUACUUGCAUUAAAGGAAAAAAAACAUAGCUAAAAACCGUUAGUGUUUAUUAAAACGAAGAUGUGAUGAAGAGUGCCGGUGCAAUAUUUCCAAAUUGAAUCGCCCCUCGAACCUGCCGUUUGUCGGAAGGAAAUGAUCCUUCGAUCGCGAACGAACUGCAUGCAAAAAAAAGAAAAAAAGAAAAAGGAGGAGAGAGAUGUGAGGAGGAAAUCGUUAUCACAAAUCAAACGGAAGGAGACUCUCGGUCAUUGCAUUUCUCUUGUGAUCGUGUCUUUGUGUCUCCAUUUUUCUUUUCGCGGCGUAUCCUUGUGUCGACGGAGCGUCUUGUAGGUUCGCAGGGCACGUGCGUAAUGUUAAUUAUCAAAAUGUGACAAGAAACGAUCGUCAAAUAGAACUCGUCGGGACGUGUUGGUGUCCUGCGUACGAAUGGAAGCAGGAGGAGGAGGAGGAGGAGGAGGAAGAGAAGACAGAGAUGAAUCGACGAGUGAAAAUUACGAAAGUAGUUAAAAAAUAAUUAACGAUCGUUAUCUAUUUUUAGCGAUGUUAUCUCCGACAUGACGGGUGGGGGAGACACCACUGGAGAUUGGUGUGGGCGAAACGACAAAUGAGAGGGAGGCACGAAUGGUAUUUUCGGUACACCUAUCAGAUUGAAUCAACGUGACGUGAAUUUCUGCGUUUGUCCCACGCGAAAUAGCAGGGCUCUGCAAUUGAUAUUGUAGUCCGUAUGGCGUGGGUGUGAGAGGACCGAAGUUGGUCGAGGUUUUCCUUCGAGAUUAACGAAUACACGUGCCGAAGUUUAAUUAAGCUGCAUUAUAAAUUAAGAUUCAAACUUUACGUAACGUCGAACCGUCCGUAUAUUACCAAACUUUCGUUCAUUUAGAGCCAUUUAAUGUCAGAAAGAUCAUGAAACAUCUGUUGCAAAUCUGUUCUUGAUCAUUUUCAAUGGAGACUAUAUUAGUGCGAACUUUAACUUGUACAUAUUGCUAUUUUGAAUUAGCGCAAAAUAAUAAACUUUAUAAGCUAUAUUUUUUAGAUAAUUUUUUUAUUAUAAAAGCCAUCUGCAUUGAAAUAUAUUUUUAUAUGCAUGUAAUUACAAUUUUUAAUCUAUUAAAGUAAAAAUGUAUAGAAAUUGGUCUCAUUUUUUUAUCAACGCUAGCUUGCUCAAAAUGUUCCAUUUUUUAAACUUUUUAAAUAGUUUUGCAUUCCUCGUAUUUUUGAUUGCUAUAGAAUGCAAAACAAAUAAAUCUUAAAUAUAGAUCUUCUAACGCAAUCGUAAUAAAAUAAAAUAUUACAAUUUGAUUCUUAAAUAAUUAUCAUAAGUUAAUGCGUUUUAAUGUGCUUCCAACAGCGCCGCAUGUACUCUCUGUGACAUGCUGUGCAAAGGUGCCAGUUUGCUUGAAACAUAAAAUUUUUUGAA
Monomorium pharaonis (pharaoh ant) is the source of this 7286-nucleotide messenger RNA. It is a transcript of the gene Hrb27C, whose product is annotated as heterogeneous nuclear ribonucleoprotein 27C. The transcript has 8 exons. The record is from RefSeq and is a predicted model, not a curated record. Bases 145 to 1434 code for a protein of 429 amino acids. NCBI's taxonomy places the organism in Eukaryota, Metazoa, Arthropoda, Insecta, Hymenoptera, Formicidae. Gene Ontology annotation, molecular function: RNA binding.